Didymodactylos carnosus is the source of this 603-nucleotide messenger RNA. The record is from the annotation of a GenBank genome assembly. NCBI's taxonomy places the organism in Eukaryota, Metazoa, Rotifera, Eurotatoria, Philodinida, Philodinidae.
AUGGAAUAUAUGAGUAAAGGUAGUUUGACAAAAUUACUCGAAAACAAGAAUGAUAGAUUAAAUUAUAGAAAAAAAUUAUCUUUAGCGUGUAAUAUUGUGUCCGGUAUGCGUAAAAUACACGAAUAUAAAAUAACCCAUCGUGAUAUUCGACCAGAUAAUAUUUUUGUUAAUGAAAACUAUGUAGCAAAAGUUGGUGAUAUGGGAGUUGUCAAGAGGACGAUGCCGAAUGAAUUAAAUAUGACUCACGUCUAUGAACCAUAUAUGCCAUUAGAAUACUAUACCGGUUUAUACGAUACAAAACUUGACAUAUUUACGUUUGGUCUGACAUUGAAUGAACUAUUCACAGAGGUAAUGCACGAUAAACAUUCCACUAGUAGACAAGUCAUUAUUACUAAGAGAAGCUCUAUAUUUUGGGAUUUGAUUUCGGCAUGUAUCAAUAAUAAUCCGAAAAUAAGACCAACAGCUCUUGAACUUGAAAAGAAAUUAUAUAAGUUUAAAGCUAUUUUAACAACAUCAAUUAAUCGAAAUCGAGCAUAUAGUACUUUAACAGAUGAUCAAAAAAAUCAAUUAUUAUUAACAGUUUAUCAACAAGCACAUCUUUAA